Messenger RNA from Malania oleifera, 1385 nucleotides. Its product is annotated as F-box protein PP2-A12. The transcript is spliced from 3 exons. The record is from RefSeq and is a predicted model, not a curated record. Gene Ontology annotation, molecular function: protein binding. Lineage: Eukaryota; Viridiplantae; Streptophyta; Magnoliopsida; Santalales; Ximeniaceae. Bases 238 to 1104 code for a protein of 288 amino acids.
AAAACUCCCCAAAACCAGCGCUGUAUUUCAUUAUUAUUCUUUUUCUGCUUUCAACUUUUCAACCACAAAUGUUUUAAUUCUCUCUCUCUCAUUCAUUGUCCCAGGAAACGAACAAACCCGGAUGGAUGCGCCUCCGUAUACAAGAAGAGAACGGUGCCACCAUUCCUCUUGUGCCCGUGUGUGUUUUGUUGGGGUCUCUCUCUCUGAAAAUCUCGAGAAAUUUCUUAUCUGGGGUUUAUGGGAUCUGGGUUCUCUGCUCUUGCCAGAGAUAUUAAUGGAUCGUCUUCUUCAUCUGAGCCCGGUUUAGGGGACUUGCCGGAGGGCUGUGUGGCUUCCAUCCUUACCCAUUUGGACCCACAAGAGAUUUGUGGACUUGCGAGGUUGAAUCGUGCUUUCCGUGGUGCUUCUUUGGCCGAUUUCGUCUGGGAGUCCAAGCUUCCGUCAAAUUACCGUUUGCUUGUCGAGAAAGUGUUCGAUGGAUUCCCAGAAGAUCUGGGUAAAAAAGAGAUUUAUGCGCGACUGUCUCGGCCCAAUUCGCUUGACGGAGGCACCAAGAGAGUUUGGCUGGACAAGAGUACAGGAAUGGUUUGCUUGUCCAUUUCUUCGAAAGGGUUAUCGAUAACUGGCAUAGAUGAUCGAAGAUACUGGAAUCACAUACCGACUGAAGAAUCUAGAUUCCAUACUGUUGCAUAUCUUCAGCAAAUCUGGUGGUUUGAAGUUGAUGGGGAGGUUGAGUUCCUGUUUCCAGCAGGGACCUACAGUGUAUUCUUUAGGCUGCAAUUGGGCCGUUCCACAAAGAGGUUCGGUCGACGAAUCUGUAACCCUGAGCAUGUCCAUGGAUGGGAUAUUAAGCCCGUGCGUUUCCAGAUGUGGACUUCAGAUGGUCAGUAUGCAGCAUCCCAGUGUUUUCUGGAUGGACCUGGAAGGUGGAUCUACUACCAUGUUGGAGACUUUGCUGUGGAAAAUGCCAAUGCAUCAAUGAGGAUCAAAUUCUCAAUGACCCAGAUUGACUGCACACACACGAAAGGUGGUCUGUGCGUGGAUUCUGUACUUGUAUACCCUAGUGAGUUUAGAGAGGUUAAAGCAUCUUUGAAUUGGAAAUAAUUAAGUUCUUUCAUAGAUAGGAGUUUGUGUUAUAUAGACAAAGGUAGAGUAUAUCCAAAAGAAAAGUAGAAACCAAAAUCUUUUGGUUCGUUCAGGCCAAGCAAUGCGGUUUUUUAUAUGCACCUAAGCCUAUGUAAAUAUUUGUAUUUGCCUAUUUGUUUGAUUUGUAUUUCGGUUUUCUUUUCUCCAUUGUCAGUUGCCUAUUUUUGUAUGGGACUUUGGAGGACACUGCUAUUUUUAUGCGUUUAGUCAGUUGAUGGCUUCAUUUGUUAUUUGUUUAA